UUCCCCACAAUAAGUAUCAUAUAUAACUUCAUAUCUUUCAAAUCGCUAUGAUCUCUAGCUUCUCUAAACUCAACCAUGGCUGCUACAACUUCAGCCACUGUGACUCCACAGCUUUGUUCGUCAAAAAAUGGGAUCUUUUCACCUUCUCAAGCUUUACUCUUGAAACCCAUGAAGAGCUAUGGCCAAAAGAGUGGAAAAAUUGUUUGUCAGGCUACUACAAUUCCAGCUGACAGGGUACCAGACAUGGGAAAGAGGCAGCUUUUGAAUUUGCUUCUUUUGGGGUCUAUCUCUCUACCAACGGCUGGAAUGGUUGUUCCUUAUGCUUCUUUUUUUGUUCCUCCAGGGGGGGGAGGUGGAAGUGGUGGGACAAUCGCCAAGGAUGCCGUAGGAAACGAUGUAAUUGCAGCUGAGUGGCUCAAGACUCAUGGCCCUGGCGAUAAAACCCUUACUCAAGGCUUAAAGGGUGAUCCUACUUACUUGGUGGUGGAGCCCGACAAGACUCUCGCAACCUAUGGCAUCAAUGCAGUUUGCACUCACCUGGGGUGUGUGGUGCCAUGGAAUGCAGCCGAGAACAAAUUCAUAUGCCCCUGUCAUGGCUCUCAAUACAACAACCAAGGAGUGGUGGUUCGAGGCCCUGCUCCUCUGUCUCUUGCACUGGCUCAUGCAGACAUUGAUGAGGGCAAGGUGGUGUUCGUCCCAUGGGUUGAAACCGAUUUUAGAACAGGUGAAGCUCCAUGGUGGGCUUGAGUCCUUGAAUUUGUGAUAAGAGUGAGUGGAUUGUAUUGCUUAGAUAUUACAGAGAGGGGGGCAGAGAGUUGUAUUGCUUAGAUAUUUCGGAUCAAACACAAACUCAACCACGAGAAAGAUCCCUGAUAAAAGCUUCUUUAUUCCAUGCGUAAGUUACUCCUCGGUCCAUGGCCGUUUUCUCAACACCCUUAUAUAUGCAGUGACAUUUUCGCACAUGUUAUUGUAUAAUUUUGGACAAAUAGCAUUAGAAAUCUAUCGCACAUGUUACUAAAAAGACUUUAUG
Amborella trichopoda is the source of this 1030-nucleotide messenger RNA. It is a transcript of the gene PETC, whose product is annotated as photosynthetic electron transfer C. The record is from RefSeq and is a predicted model, not a curated record. Gene Ontology annotation, cellular component: membrane. Gene Ontology annotation, molecular function: 2 iron, 2 sulfur cluster binding. Lineage: Eukaryota; Viridiplantae; Streptophyta; Magnoliopsida; Amborellales; Amborellaceae.